CCAACGAAUCGUCGAGUCUCCGGUUUUACCGCCUCAGCCGGUUGUUUCUCCCAAAUCUUCAGGCUCUCUCACUUUUCCUUCUAUAUAAAGCGAUAAUCUCUCAAUCGAAAAGAGAACUCCUCUCUUCAGAAUUUGAAAAGUCAAAGUGUAUCUGCUGCAGAUGAACAGAUUCAUUAGUCAGUUUUCCUGUGAGUUGAUGAACGACAAGUGUACUAGCGGCGGCGAUACGACGACUCUCCGAUCGGCCGUCAAAGGAUCGACCUCAGUUAGUUCUGCUUCGCCGCUUAGUUCCGUCGCAUCACCGUCGUCGUCUUCUGUGCGGAGACUCAGAGGCGAUCUAGAAUCGAGCAGAUUUGGUGCGGCGGCGAGCGAGAAGCUGAGGCAGGCGGAGGAAUCUUUAAGGACGGUUAUGUUUCUGAGCUGUUGGGGAUCUUGUUAGAUCCGGUGGAGAUGAUAAUAUAUAAAUCAUAACAUAUCCAUAUGUGAAUAUUUUUGAUCUUUGUAGUUUUUUUUUAAUUUCAGUAAAUCAGUGUACAAAACGAAAAGUUGUGAUGAACAGUUUUUCACAAAAUUUCAUGAAAGUACGGUAUGUGGAUAGGUUAUGAUAUAUAUAUAUAUAUAUAUAUAUAUAUAUAUAUAUAUAUAUUAAUUUUAUUCCAUAAUCUCAGAAAUGGGGAUAAGCAACAAACUUUGCAACAAGUGAAAUUGAAGAAAAGACGGUACAACCAUAGACCUAGCAAACUAGACUCCGUAAGACGACACAGCCAAGCUGCCGGAUAACAGCUCCGGAUCAGAUUUCAUCACUGUUAUGAUAAAUAUUUUUGUUUUUUGUUUUUAACAUUGAAUACUUCAACAUAAGAGGACCCAUAAAAGGAUCGAGAGUUAGGGAGAACCCCUGAGUGAUACAAACGACAUAUGAAUUUUGAUCCAUUUGAGCUAUACAAAUUUUAAGGAUUUCGAUAAAAAUUUAGAUGCCGUUCGUGUGUAAUAACUUUGAAUUUUUUUAAGAUGGUAGGCUAAGGUUUUACUUAUUUAUGCUUAGAAUUGGUUUUUAUAUUUGAGAUAUGUUCAGAGGAACCAUUUUUUCAUACCCAUUUUGGGUCAAAAAGAGU
Brassica oleracea var. oleracea is the source of this 1112-nucleotide messenger RNA. RefSeq lists its product as uncharacterized. Lineage: Eukaryota; Viridiplantae; Streptophyta; Magnoliopsida; Brassicales; Brassicaceae. The coding region runs from base 161 to 439 and encodes 92 amino acids. The transcript has a single exon. The record is from RefSeq and is a predicted model, not a curated record.